This is a messenger RNA of Cydia fagiglandana, 4901 nucleotides long. RefSeq names its product zinc finger protein 135-like. The transcript is spliced from 13 exons. Gene Ontology annotation, molecular function: zinc ion binding; RNA polymerase II transcription regulatory region sequence-specific DNA binding; DNA-binding transcription factor activity, RNA polymerase II-specific. Gene Ontology annotation, biological process: regulation of transcription by RNA polymerase II. The record is from RefSeq and is a predicted model, not a curated record. Lineage: Eukaryota; Metazoa; Arthropoda; Insecta; Lepidoptera; Tortricidae. Bases 95 to 2605 code for a protein of 836 amino acids. Gene Ontology annotation, cellular component: nucleus.
GCAGUUGACACUGACAGUUGCACUUGUUUAACUUGUUUUAUUUAUAGGAUCAGGUGUAUUUUUCAGCCGUGUUUUUUCAAUAUUUAUAAAUGAAAUGGAAUCAUCAAAUGAGUGUCACUGCUGUCUGUUGCGCCCUGCGGCGAGAGAUAUGAUGACGCCGUACUCCUGUCUCGGAAUAACGGAGACAUACUCUGUCAUGCUCCAAGCGUGCUUUCUAAUUGACCUAAUACCUGGUAGUGAUGGGAAAAGUGGUAUCUGUGAGGCAUGUGUGGAGCGCUUGCGGGAUGCCUGCCAUUUCAAAAUGCUUGUGCAACGGAGUCAGGCCAAGCUGCAAGAGAGGUUGGAGAGAGAACAAAGUGUCAAAGGGCUCAUGGAAAUGGCGAUUGAAGAUGCUGCGCGUGAUGUAGUAUUAUUACAUGUAGACGAUGAAUCUGUGGGCCUAACGCAUGGAGAUGGAAUUUAUCACGAGCCUUCCCAUAUCGAGGGACCAGGGUUCCAGCCGACUGAAGGAGAGCUGUGUGCUGAACCUUGUUUACAUACUGGUCUUGAUGAGUGCUCAGUAAAAUCGGAGACGUCUGGCGACGCGGCGGGAUACGGGGACGUCCGGGGCUGUCCGACCGCGCCGCCCGCGGAAUCAGGGGCCCAGUCGAUUCAAGAAGGGAUGUGUGACGAACCUUGUUUACACGAAGAGUUUACAGUGAAGUCGGAAACGUCGGGAAACGCGGCGAGUGGCGGAGACUGUCCGAGUGUGCCGAUGGAGGAAUCAGCGCUCCCGCCCGCUGAAGGAGCGUGCGUUGAUCCUUCUUCACAUGAAGCGUGUUCAGUGAAAUCGGAGGCGUCGGGCGACGAGGCGAGUGGCGGAGACGGCCGAACUGUGCCGCUUGAGGAACCAGGGUUCCCACAGCCUAUUGCAGAAGAGAGACCAGUGAAGCCGGAGGUGUCGGGCGACGCUGCAACGGACGAGGACUGUCCGCCUGUGCUGCUUGGGGAAUCAGGGCUCCCGCCGACUGUAGACGAGUGUUCAAUGAAGUCGGAGUCGGGCGAUGAGAGUGACGAGGACUGUCUCAUUCUGGCUCCAUCGGCCGACGCAUGUGGUGCUAGGACGUCUCUGCCUGCUCGCGCUAACGAACAGCUAGAGAUGGCUUGCUGCGUGAGGCUCGAGCGCCUCCGCGACUCCCCGCGCGCGAGCCAGCCGCGUCCCGCGACACCACACCGCGCGCCGAGCCCCGCCCGCAGCGUGCAGGACGCGCCUCACACACCCGCCGCCGGCGCCGACCCACAACCCUACACCUGCGACACUUGCCAGACACACUUCACAGACAAGUCUACAUUAAUCACACAUAUACAGGAACACAUGAAACAGUCGGAUAAGUCUAACAAAACCUGUUUCAAAAAGGAUUUAUGUAAAAAUAGCUUUACUGAAAAUUUACAAAUUAACACGGAUACCAUCACCUACAGCUGCGAUAUGUGCAGUGAACAGUUUACGUCAAAAUCGCUUUUAAUCCAACAUAUUGAAGUCCAUAACGACCAGAAACGCUUAGAACUGAUAAAACAACGAAGUAUGAAUGCUGUAAAAAAUAUGCCUGAUGGAGAGAAAACAUACAGGUGUGAAGAAUGUAAGAAGCAAUUAUCACAUAAAUCAAGUUUAUAUUUUCAUAUAAAAACUCACAGUAAAGUGAAACCAUUCAAAUGUAAAGAAUGUGAUAAGCGAUUUCCAGACAAAAGAAGUUUAAAAUAUCAUGAGAGAAUCCACGUCCCAUCAAAACUGUACGUGUGCAAAGUAUGUAACAAACAAUAUACAAAUAUAGCUUCUUUCAAAAACCAUGAAAAAAUCCAUAGUACACCGAAACCAUACAUAUGUAAGGAAUGUAACAAACGAUUUCAAUAUAAAACUCUUUUAGCUCAACAUGAGUCAAUUCAUACUGGAGUGAAACAAUACCAGUGUAAAGAAUGUAAAAAGCGAUUCGGGUUCAAAACUAGUUUAGAUCGACAUGAAAAAAUUCACAAAGGAUUGAAACCAUACACAUGCAAGGAAUGUAAUAAACAAUUUACACAAAAAGUUGAUUUACAAAGUCAUGAAAAAAUUCACAGUGGACGGAAACCAUACAAAUGUAAAGAAUGCAACAAGAAAUUUUUACACAAACAUCACUUAGAGGUCCAUGAAAGAUUUCACAGCGGAUUAAAACCAUACGCAUGCAUAGAGUGUGACAAACGAUUUACAACAAUAGGUGAAAUAACCAAACAUGAACUAGUCCACAAUGGACUUAGGCCAUACAAAUGUAAAGAAUGUAACAAGCAAUAUAAACAGAAACACGCGUUAGAUCACCACGUAGAAUCUCGCCAUGGAGAUAAACCAUACAAGUGUAAAGAAUGUAAUAAGCGAUUUGAAACCAAGAGUCGUUUAAGGGGACAUAAAGGAACUCACAGCGGAUUGAAACAAAACAUUCAAACUAGGAAGAAACCAUACACAUGUAAAAUAUGUGAAACAAUUUUCUUACAUGAAACGAGUUUAAUAAAACAUAUUGAGAUACAUAACGACCCGGUCAGACGAGAUGAUCAAAUUGACCAAUUUGAAAAGGAAAAAAUUGGCGACAAUCUCACCUAGCGUCCACGUACAUUAUUUAAUUUUAACCCUUAGGCAUGAUUUUUUCUUUUUGCCCGAAAUUAAUAUAUGUAUCACAAAAUUGUUUGUCCAUACUAGGACAAAUUGUAAAAAAAAUAUAACUUAGAUUUUCACUGCAAAAUCAGUGUUAGAAGUUAAAUUGGCUAAAUCAUAUUUAUGUAAAUAUGUAAUUUUCAGUAAUAGAUAUAUGAAUUUUUUUACUACCAUUAGAAAGGUACACUAUUUGUGAUAUACCUAUGCUAAAGUAUUUAAAUAUAAAAAAAUUACAAACCCCGAAAACACCGUUCAAAAUCACAUACUAAAAAUUAUCAACUUCUGGAUUUUACCAAGCUUUCCCACUUUUCGUCUUAAAAAGACUGUAAUUUUUAUAAAUUAAAAAUUUUGCGUAAAUUUAACCCUUAAACCAUCACCCUACUACUUGACGUUUGGUAUAAAGGUGCGUUCAAGAACGUAAGCCUUUUUUUUUUAAAUCUGUGAGCUGUCUAACGCUUUGUAGACAUUUGGCAACACUAUGCAUUUGGUUAAUCGCCAAUUUUAGAUUUAUGGUGUCUUGGCGUGACGUGGCGAAGCCCUUUGUCAGAAUCUGACACUCUGGUCUGGUAUACAAGUUAUACCGACUAGCCAUGCCAGACCCCUCACACAACCUCCAGAGUAAAACCAAGAUCUUUGGUGAUUUUAAUGCCAAUGACCUGAGGUCACAAAAAGAUAAGGUGGCUGUCUUUCUAAAAGAUCAUCAUAUUGACAUCUUUCUGGUUCAGGAGACCUUUGUAAAGGCCUCCUCGGGCAGCCCAAGACUUGCCAAUUACCGUAGUUUAUUACAGGCGCUUACUCCACUGCACGGCAUUAGACACCCCCAAACUUCAAAAUAUGGAGGCUUCAAUCUGCCGCCUUGCAAUCGCUGGCCACCCUCCGAUCACAUUUGUCUCAAUUUACCAACCACCGACAAAGGAUAUCCCCUAAACUUACACCCUAUUCACGCUGGAGUCCCUCAGGGCUCUGUGCUCUCGGCUCUUUUAAACCUUUUUGUUAACGAUUUGCCGAAGGUCGUCGAUGUCAAUUACGCGUUAUUCGCGGAUGACACGGCGAUCUUUGCCACGUCAGUGUGUCCGGUCAAGUUGGCCUCUCUCCAGCGAGCCACCAAUUCCCUUGGGGACUGAUGUCGUAAGUGGAAUACGUCAACCCUGAAAAGAGUGCAGCUAUGCUCUUCAGUAGGAGACGUCAAUAUUAUGAACAGCUCCAAAAACAUGGCCACAUUGGGCUUUUUGGCCAUAGGUCUCAUCAAGUACCUAGGAGUAACUCUGGACAGGAGGCUCAAUUUUGGUGAGCAUAUCAGGAAGACGAGAAAAGCCAUAUUUUACGUGUCUAGGCUGACCUGUCCGAUGAGGGCCAGAAGCUCUUCUUUAAAGGAAUAAACUCACAAUUUAUAUCAUGCAUUAGACCAGUAUCCUCUAAUGCUCGUGUAGCCUUUGCCCACGCUACUCAGGCUAAGAUUAAAACGUUACAAACUUUCCAAAAUAAAUUCAUGGGGAAGGCUACUGGUGCCCCCUACUCCGUCAGUAAUAUUAGGCUGCAUGCUGACCUAGACAUGCCGUCAAUAGUCAAAUACUUCCAGGACAUUUCCACGACUUUUGACAAAGCGGCGCAUAACACAAAUCCACUCAUAGACUUCAUAGUAUAGGCCGCCGAGUACGAGCCAAUCCCGGGUGGUAAACCGGAUAGACGAAAACCCAGGCAUGUGCUGUUAGACGACGACGACUUUUUACGAUCACAAAUAAUAUUGAAAAGGAAUGCGGCGUCGAAUUAAAAUCGUCUGCUUUGCCAGCUUUUUGAGGAAGGCAGAAUGUACCUGUUCUCUCUCGGUUGAUUGAAUAAUUUUACGGUUUAGACUCACUUGUUUUUAGUCACUCGCGCAACAUGUUUUCGGAGAGCCGUUAUCGCGUUACACGGCCGUCGUGAACGCUGCUCGCACUCUUAGUGCUUUAGAAAGGAGACCUAGGCUCUACGAAAACAUGUCGCGCGAGUGACUAAAAACAAGUGAGUCUAUUAAACCGGAAAAUUAUUCAAUGUUAGUAAUGUCUCGCAACAGUUUAAACUCGGUUGAUGUUUCUUUUCCUAUCACUGCCCCGACUGUUGCUGGUGGGUGGGCUUAACCCCACAGCAAAAACGUCCUGCUCCCUCCCUUACAGGCCUAAUCUAACAUGCAGGUCUAUUAAAAAUCAGAUUUUCCACCUCAUUCGCCUCACACGAGUCGCUUUUUUUUUUUGAAUAGGACUUUUUA